UGACGCCUGGGAGCGCCAAUAGGGUGGGUGGAGCUGCUGACUCCGCCCCCCGAAGGAAAGGGUUAACGGUUUCCGGUAGCGGUGUCUAGGAGGGGCGGGUGAAAUGAGGAGGUGGUGAGGCUGUGUCCCCUGACUCUUGGACCGCCUGCGACCCCCCCGCAUCUCCGCACCCUCAAGACACCUCCAAAGAUGAUGGGCUGUGGAGAGUCAGAGCUGGAGUUGGCGGACGGGGAAGAAGCCGCGGCGGUCUCGGGACCACCCCCGGAGCCCCGAGCCCCGGAACCCCGAGCCCCACUGCCCGAGCCCGGCCUGGACUUGAGCCUGAGCCUGCGGCCCGACAGCCCUGAGCCGCGUCACUGCAGCCCCGGGCGGCGGAAGGGGCGGGGGGUGCAUCGGGGCGCGGCUCGGCAGCGACGGCAGGUCCGUUUCCGCCUGACGCCGCCCUCCCCGGUGCGGUCCAAGCCGCAGCCUGCGGUGCCGCAGGAGCUGGAGAUGCCAGUGCUGCAGAGCAGCCUGGCCUUGGGCCUGGAGCUGCGGGCCACAGCCGGGAGCCACUUUGAUGCCGCGAAGGCCGUGGAGGAACAGCUAAGAAAGUCGUUCCAGAUCCGCUGCGGCCUGGAGGAGAGCGUGUCCGAGGGGCUGAACGUGCCGCGCUCCAAGCGGCUCUUCCGGGACCUGGUGCGCCUGCAGGUGCCGGAGGAACAGGUUCUGAACGCUGCGCUCAGGGAGAAAUUGGCUCUCCUGCCGCCACAGACUCGAGCCCCGCCCCCAAAGGAGCCACCUGGGCCGGGGCCAGACAUGACCAUCUUGUGUGACCCAGAAACACUGUUUUAUGAAUCUCCACACCUGACCCUGGACGGUCUGUCCCCUCUCCGGCUUCAACUCCGGCCCCGCCCUUCAGAGGACACCUUCCUCAUGCACCGGACACUGAGGCGAUGGGAAGCGUAGUAGACCCCAAAGAUCCCUGGAGGGCUAGUUCGUAUUUUUCUGUUAAACUAUUUGUUAGAAUAAACUAAUUUUGCUAAUAAA
This is a messenger RNA of Rhinopithecus roxellana (golden snub-nosed monkey), 1029 nucleotides long. It is a transcript of the gene PPP1R35, whose product is annotated as protein phosphatase 1 regulatory subunit 35. The record is from RefSeq and is a predicted model, not a curated record. Bases 190 to 948 code for a protein of 252 amino acids. Lineage: Eukaryota; Metazoa; Chordata; Mammalia; Primates; Cercopithecidae. Gene Ontology annotation, biological process: negative regulation of phosphatase activity. The transcript has 4 exons. Gene Ontology annotation, molecular function: phosphatase binding.